CUUCUGCCAACCAUGGUUUAACCACAGGUUAUGAUGAAUUCUAUGAAAAUUCCUUCCAAAAGAAGCACUUUGGAGAAGAAACUUGACAAACUUAUUAUCGCGCUUUUUAGUGCUCUCCUGUGCAUGUGUUUCUUGGGAGCCAUAGGCAGUGGUAUCUUCAUAAAUGAGAAGUACUAUUAUUUGCAGUUUGGAAGUAGCAAAAAUUCAGACCCACAAUCCAACCCUGACAAUAGAUUUGUGGUUGCAGUUUUGACCAUGUUCACCUUAAUCACUCUCUAUUCACCGAUUAUUCCGAUCUCUCUCUAUGUCUCCGUUGAGAUGAUUAAAUUUAUACAGUCCAAUAAGUUUAUCAACAACGACUUGCACAUGUACCAUGCUGAGAGCAACACCCCUGCACAGGCUAGGACAUCUAAUUUGAACGAGGAACUUGGUCAGGUGGAAUACAUAUUUUCUGACAAAACUGGAACUCUUACGAGGAAUUUGAUGGAGUUUUUUAAGUGUUCAAUCGGUGGAGAGAUAUAUGGCACUGGUGUUAGUGAAAUUGAGAUGGGAACUGCUCAGCGAAUUGGGCUGAAAGUUGAGGUUAAGAAAUCAUCAACUGAAGCACGAGAGAAAGGUUUCAAUUUUGAUGAUGCUCGACUGAUGCGAGGUGCCUGGAGAAAUGAGCCUAAUCCUGAUUCAUGCAGGGAAUUUUUCAGAUGCCUUGCUAUAUGCCAUACCGUGCUGCCUGAAGGAGAAGAGACCCCAGAAAAAAUACGAUAUCAAGCAGCAUCCCCAGAUGAGUCUGCUUUGGUUGUAGCAGCAAAAAACUUUGGCUUCUUCUUUUACAAACGUACACCAACUAUGAUUUAUGUGCGCGAGUCACAUGUUGAGAAGAUGGGGAAGAUUCAAGAUGUUCCCUAUGAGAUUCUAAAUGUUCUCGAAUUCAACAGUACGAGAAAGCGCCAGUCUGUUGUAUGUCGUUAUCCUGAAGGCAGAUUGGUUCUCUACUGUAAGGGUGCAGAUAAUGUAAUUUAUGAGAGGUUGCAAGAUGGAGACAAUGAUUUGAGGAAAAGAACUAGGGAACACUUGGAGCAAUUUGGGGCUGCUGGACUUCGGACACUUUGCUUGGCUUAUAGAGAUUUAACCCCUGAUAUGUAUGAAAAAUGGAAUGAGAAAUUCAUUCAAGCAAAAUCUUCUCUCCGAGACCGUGAGAAGAAAUUGGAUGAGGUGGCAGAACUGAUAGAAAAGGAUCUUGUCUUGAUUGGAUGCACUGCUAUAGAAGAUAAGCUUCAAGAAGGUGUACCUGAGUGCAUAGAGACACUUUCAAGGGCUGGAAUUAAGAUUUGGGUGCUCACUGGUGACAAAUUGGAAACAGCAAUAAAUAUAGCUUAUGCGUGCAAGUUGAUAAAUAACAGCAUGAAACAAUUUAUCAUUAGUUCAGAAACUGAUGCAAUCAGAGAAGUGGAAGAUAGAGGUGAUCAGGUGGCGCUUGCUCGUUUUAUGCAAGAAACAGUGCAGAACGAACUAAAAAGAUGUUACGAGGAAGCGCAAGAGCAUCUUCGUUCUGUAUCUGGACCAAAAUUAGCACUAAUAAUUGAUGGGAAGUGUUUGAUGUAUGCAUUAGACCCGAGUCUUCGUGUAAUGCUGUUGAAUUUAAGUUUGAAUUGCAGUUCAGUGGUUUGCUGCCGUGUUUCUCCUUUGCAGAAAGCACAGGUGACAAGCUUGGUUAGGAAGGGGGCAAACAGAAUAACUCUCAGCAUUGGUGAUGGAGCUAAUGAUGUGAGUAUGAUUCAAGCUGCUCAUGUUGGUGUUGGAAUAAGUGGACAGGAGGGAAUGCAAGCAGUUAUGGCUAGCGAUUUUGCAGUAGCUCAGUUCCGUUUUCUCGCUGACUUACUGCUUGUCCAUGGACGCUGGUCAUAUCUGAGAAUAUGCAAGGUCGUCACAUAUUUCUACUACAAGAAUCUGACAUUUACCCUGACUCAGUUUUGGUUUACCUUCCGGACUGGAUUCUCCGGUCAAAGGUUCUAUGAUGAUUGGUUCCAGUCUCUUUAUAAUGUGAUGUUCACAGCUCUCCCUGUUAUUGUUCUUGGGCUUUUUGAGAAGGAUGUCAGUGCUUCCCUCUCCAAAAAAUAUCCUGAGUUAUACAAGGAAGGAAUAAGAAAUACUUUCUUCAAAUGGAGAGUUGUGGUUAUCUGGGCUUUCUUUGCAAUAUAUCAAUCAUUGGUGCUGUAUUAUUUUGUAAUUGCUUCGAGUACGAAGGGCAUGAAUUCAUCUGGCAAGAUGUUUGGCCUGUGGGAUGUUAGUACGAUGGCUUUCACUUGUGUUGUUGUAACUGUCAAUUUGCGUCUGCUUAUGAUGUGCAACACAAUUACAAGAUGGCAUCACAUUACCGUUGGAGGGAGCAUAUUAUUGUGGUUCAUCUUUGUCUUUAUUUAUUCGGGUAUUUCCUUGCCAAAAGAGCAGAAGAAUAUCUAUUUGGUUAUCUAUGUCUUGAUGAGCACAUUUUAUUUCUACCUCGUUCUGCUUCUCGUACCUGUUGCUGCUCUUUUUGGCGAUUUCAUUUAUCAGGGGAUUCAAAGAUGGUUCUUCCCUUAUGAUUAUCAGAUUGUUCAGGAAAUCCACAGGCAUGAGAUCGACAGUAGGAUGGGGUUACUGGAGAUUGGAAAUGAGCUUACACCAGAAGAAGAAAGGAGCUAUGCAAUAAGGCAACUGCCGGGACAGAAAUCAAAACACACUGGUUUUGCCUUUGAUUCACCCGGCUACGAGUCAUUUUUUGCAUCUCAGGCUGGCGUCUCAAUCCCCCAAAAGGCAUGGGAUGUAGCUCGGAGAGCAAGUAUGAAACCACGGUCAAAGAUGCCUCGGGAUAACUGACGUCCAGAUUGUACAAUUUUUCUUCCCUUUACACUGGACUUCUCUUUUGACUUCGUCAAUUUAGCUAAUACGUAGAAUUAGCUGUGUAAUAUAUCUCGUUAUGUAGUCUUAUUCUUUUGCCACCUUCCUCGCCCCCUUAUGAUUGUUUGUGUUAUAGUUAUAAUUAGGUUUAGCGAGCAUUGUAGCUAAUUUAGUUCAGAAGAAAACGAUACGGAUGUAACACUAUCUGGAAGUGGGAGCAACUAACAGUUAAGCUUGUAUCUGUUUAUUGAUAGUUGGAUAUUCCCAAGGAACAUGAUUAAUAGAUCAGUCUUUUUGCAGUGGUAA
Nicotiana tabacum (common tobacco) is the source of this 3180-nucleotide messenger RNA. The record is from RefSeq and is a predicted model, not a curated record. Lineage: Eukaryota; Viridiplantae; Streptophyta; Magnoliopsida; Solanales; Solanaceae.